AGAAUGUCAACCAAUAAAAUAAUUUGCGACCCUUGUAAAGGGGUUUGGAAAUGCUGACCCGAGACAAGGCGUCUCGAAUCAGUUCCUUAGCCGACUAAAUAUAGCCCUGUCCCCGUCCUUCUAAAGGCCUGCCAGCGCUCCAAGAGGCGACCACAGCUCCACUUUCCGUAUUGCCCUAAGAAAGUUAGAGAACUUCCAAAGUGGCAUCUGACCCGCCCCGUGACAUCACCACCCGAUCAUAAAUAAGAGAGGGACAUUGAGCAUGGUUCAGGACCACUCUCUCUCUCGGGACUCCGGCUUCUUUAUUAUUUCUUUCUGCCCCGUGUCAACUCCUUCGUCUCCGUAAUGGCUGAUGCUGCUCCCGCUGAGGCAUCCGGCGCCUCCGCUUUUUCGGCCGACCAGCUCGAGGACUUCAAAGAGGCCUUCGGGCUCUUCGACAGAGUCGGUGACAGCAUGAUUGGAUUCAACCAGGUGGCUGAUGUCAUGCGCGCCCUGGGACAGAACCCCCAGAACAAGGAGGUUGCAGCGAUCCUGGGAAAACCAUCCCCCGAUGAUAUGGCCAACAAGAGGCUGGCCUUCGCCGAUUUCAUGCCCAUGAUGGAAAAAGUGGAUAAAAUAGUGAAGGGUACACUUGAUGACUACGUUGAGGGUCUCCGCGUCUUCGACAAGGAGGGCAACGGCACCGUGUCUGGGGCUGAGCUGCGCAUCGUGCUGGGCACACUGGGUGAGAAGAUGUCCGAGGCCGAGAUUGAUUCCCUCCUUAUAGGUCAGGAGGACGAGAACGGCAGCAUCAACUAUGAGGCAUUCGUCAAGCACGUCCUGUCUGUGUAAGAUAGUGCUGCGGCAACCAAAGCUUAUCUAUCUCCCAGACCCCAUGGUGUCAGGACUGUUUUUCUAAAGACCAACCUAGGAAAGAAAAGGACUAUAAUGGGAUGUCGAAAAGCCAUUCUGUGUUUGUUUUAUUUUCCUCUGUCAACUUUUCAACUCAUCACUACUCCUCUCUACGGAGGUGACCUCUCCGCUGUCAGAUGACGACCCUCGCCUCCACCUGGGGUGGGACGGUGACCACUCAUCAAGUAGGGGAUUGUACCCUCUGCCCCGCCCACCUCAUGUCAUCAUCAUCUUGCCGGCAAUGCUGGCUGGAAAAGAUUGUGGAUCGGCCGCCAAGCCCCUCCCCCAUCAGUUAUAUUUAUUUUCACUCUGCCGUUUCAGAAUAAACUUUUCCAAAAGUACAUCCCCCA
Oncorhynchus kisutch (coho salmon) is the source of this 1241-nucleotide messenger RNA. RefSeq names its product myosin, light polypeptide 3, skeletal muscle (gene mylz3). The record is from RefSeq and is a predicted model, not a curated record. The coding region runs from base 346 to 831 and encodes 161 amino acids. The transcript has 6 exons. Gene Ontology annotation, cellular component: contractile muscle fiber; myosin II complex. Gene Ontology annotation, molecular function: calcium ion binding. Lineage: Eukaryota; Metazoa; Chordata; Actinopteri; Salmoniformes; Salmonidae.